Nicotiana attenuata is the source of this 1599-nucleotide messenger RNA. RefSeq lists its product as uncharacterized. Lineage: Eukaryota; Viridiplantae; Streptophyta; Magnoliopsida; Solanales; Solanaceae. The coding region runs from base 1 to 1599 and encodes 532 amino acids. The record is from RefSeq and is a predicted model, not a curated record. The transcript has 2 exons.
AUGAAGGAGCACCAGGAAAGGGUAGACAAAAUACCUGGUGCCCCCAAAUUGCUGCCAAAAUGCGAUGUGGGCCGAUUCAUUGAACAACCAUAUAGCGAUGGAGCCGCUCCUCACCCCAUUCCGAAAACCUUCAAGAUGCCACCAUACUUGAAAAUCUACGACGGAACUACGGACCCCGAGGAUCAUCUGAUCCAUUAUGUCACUGCGGUAAAAGGUAACGAUCUGUCGAAGGAACAAGUACCAUCCGUACUGCUGAAAAAGUUUGGCGAGACCCUGAAAGGAGGGGCCUUGACGUGGUAUUCAAAGCUACCGACACGAUCUAUAUCAACGUUUGAGGAAAUGGCGGAUAAAUUCGCUACCGCUCACGCAGGAGCGAAGAAAGCUGAAGCCAGGGUCAAAAAUAUUUUCGCAAUCAGGCAAACGGCAGGUGAGGGACUUUGGGACUUCCUCGCCCGAUUCAACAGGGUAAGAAUGAGCCUACCGAACGUAUCCGAAGGAAUGGCGGUAGCAGCCUUUCAGAACGGAUUAAACAGGAACGGAUCCAAAGCGACCAAGAAGUUGCUUAGCAGGCUCAUGAAAUAUCCCCCCACCACAUGGGAAGAAAUCCACAAUGACUAUUGCGCCGAGGUGAGGGCAGACGAAGACGAUCUGAAUGGCCCGAUUCAAAGACUAACGUUAGUACAGACCGAGGCGAGGAAAGAUCGACGUAACGAGGGGCGAAGGGAUCAACCCCCGCGUUUCAAUCAAGAAAGGCAUCAGCCUUAUGUCAGAACAUCUAACCCGCCUCCUCCAAGGCAUACAGAUGCCAUGAUACGACACACCGCUCCCCUUCAAAACGAAAGAGAUAGUGUACGCACUGGAGAAGUUGGGCAGGUGCAAUGGCCACAAAAAAUGAAAUCGGACCCAAGCGCGAGAAGGUCGAACGUCCUCUGCGAAUUCCAUCAGGAAAGAGGACACAAGACCGAAGAUUGCAUAGGCCUACGACAGAAAGUGGUCAGGAUGCUGAACCAGGGGUAUCUGAAAGAACUGCUCAGCGAUAAAGGAAGGGCCAACUUCGCUAGAGGACGAGACCCAUCUCAAGGACCCCCAAAGCCACCAUCACCGGCGCGUACCAUACAGAUGAUCAUCGGUGGUGGCGACGACUCGAUAAUCAACCAUGUGAAGUUCACCACCACGCACAAACUCAAACGGUCGGUCGCCCACGAACGGUAUAAUGACUUCGAAGACAGUAUCAUAUUUGAAAAGUCAGAUGUCGACGGUUUGUCUUUCCCUCAUUAUGAUGCUUUAGUUAUAACAUUACGCAUCGCUGAUACAGAUGUAAUGUGUAUAGACUUCACCGAUCUGAAUAAAGCGUGCCCCAAAGAUUCCUUCCCGCUACCCCAUAUCGACCAACUGAUUGAUGCGACAGCAGGGCACGAACUGCUGAGUUUUUUAGAUGCCUACUCCAGUUACAACCAAAUUCUAAUGGCCAAAGAAGAUCAGGAAAAAAUGACUUUCAUCACUCAACAAGGAACUUACUGCUAUAAAGUGAUGCCGUUCGGACUCAAGAAUGCGAGGGCCACUUACCAGAGGUUAGUCACCAAAAUGUUCAAGGAAUAG